GACUGGAGGCGCGGGGCGCGGGGCGCGGGGCGCGGGGCGGGCGCGGGGCCGAGCGGCGACGGUGAGGGCCCGGCCGGCCCGCGGGGCUCCGGCGGCAGCAUGUCGGGGCGCGACGAGGAGCGGCGGAAGCUGGCGGACAUCAUCCAGCACUGGAACGCCAACCGGCUGGACCUGUUCGAGAUCAGCCGGCCCACCGAGGAUCUGGAGUUCCACGGGGUGAUGAGGUUCUAUUUUCAAGAUAAAGCUGCCGGCAACUUUGCCACGAAGUGCAUCCGGGUCUCCAGCACGGCCACCACGCAGGACGUCAUCGAGACGCUGGCGGAGAAGUUCCGCCCCGACAUGCGCAUGCUGUCCUCCCCCAAGUACUCGCUGUACGAGGUGCACGUCAGCGGAGAAGAAAGAAGAUUGGACACGGACGAGAAGCCCCUAGUCGUGCAGUUGAAUUGGAACAAAGAUGACCGUGAGGGCCGCUUUGUCCUGAAGAACGAGAACGACACAGUGGCCCCCAAGAAGGCUCAGAGUAAUGGACCUGAGAAGCAGGAGAAAGAAGGUGUCAUCCAGAACUUCAAGAGAACUCUGUCAAAGAAGGAGAAGAAGGAGAAGAAGAGGCGGGAGAAAGAAGUGCUGAGACAGCCUUCUGACAAGGAGGACAGACCCAUCCCAGGGGAAGACGUUGAGAACUCGCGGCUGGCGGCCGAGGUUUACAAGGACAUGCCCGAGACCAGCUUCACCCGCACCAUCUCCAACCCCGAGGUGGUCAUGAAGAGACGGAGGCAGCAGAAACUGGAAAAAAGGAUGCAGGAGUUCCGGAGCUCAGACGGCCGGCCAGACUCAGGUGGAACAUUGAGGAUUUAUGCCGACAGUUUGAAACCAAAUAUUCCCUACAAGACGAUUCUCCUGUCUACCACGGACCCGGCGGACUUUGCUGUGGCCGAGGCUUUGGAGAAGUACGGCCUGGAGCGGGAAGACCCCAGGGAGUACUGCAUUGCUCGCGUGAUGCUUCCUCCAGGAACCCAGCAUUCCGACGACAAAGGUGCCAAGGAAAUCGUACUUGACGAUGACGAAUGUCCCCUCCAGAUCUUCCGGGAGUGGCCGAGUGAUAAAGGGCUUCUAGUCUUCCAGCUGAAGAGGAGACCAGCGGACUACGUCCCAAGGAAAAGUAAGAAGCACGUGGAUGGAAAACCGGCUCGGGGAAAGGAGAGAGUCGACGGGUCUGCCUACGGCUCUGCGCUGCCCCCCGAGAAGCUGCCCUACCUGGUGGAGCUAAGCCCAGGGAGAAGGAACCACUUUGCCUACUACAGCUGUCACCCUCACGAAGACGGUUCCGACUCCAGAGACAAGCCCAAGCUCUACCGCCUGCAGCUGAGUGUGACUGAGGUGGGGACAGAGAAGUUCGACGACAGCUCUAUCCAGUUGUUCGGUUCAGGAAUCCAGCCCCAUCACUGUGACCUCACCAACAUGGACGGCGUGGUCACCGUCACACCCCGAAGCAUGGACGCAGAGACGCAUGUGGAAGGCCAGCGCAUCUGCGAGACCACCGUGCUGCAGAGCGGCAUGAAGGUGCAGUUCGGGGCCGCCCACGUGUUCAAGUUUGUGGACCCCAGCCAGGACCAGGCGCUCGCCAGACGCCCGGUGGACGGAGGCCCGGUGGCCAAGGGCCCCCGACACAAGCCGGGGGUUGUUCAGGAGACGACUUUUGACUUGGGAGGAGACGUCCACAGCGGGACAGCGCUGCCGGCCAGCAAGAGCGCCACCCGGCUAGACGGCGGCGAGCGGGGCUCGGGGAGGCCCACGGCGCGCGCGGAGCAGCAGGACCGCCGCCGGCAGGACAGCAGAGCCCAGGACGCCCCCGGGCCCGAGCCCGUGCUGCCUGCGAGCGUGGAGUUCCGGGAGAGCGCCGAGGACUCGUUUCUGUCCGCCAUCAUCAACUACACCAACAGCUCCACGGUGCACUUCAAGCUGUCGCCCACGUACGUGCUGUACAUGGCCUGUCGCUACGUGCUGUCUGGCCAGUACAGACCCGACGUCGGCCCCGCCGAGCGCACGCACAAAGUCAUCGCCAUCGUGAACAAGAUGGUGAGCAUGAUGGACGGUGUCAUCCAGGAAGUAGACCAGGUUGAGCAGAAGCAGAAGAACAUCGCGGGGGCGCUGGCCUUCUGGAUGGCCAACGCGUCCGAGCUGCUCAACUUCAUCAAGCAAGACCGAGACCUGAGCCGCACCACGCUGGACGCCCAGGACGUGCUGGCUCACCUCGUGCAGAUGGCCUUCAAGUACCUGGUUCACUGCCUGCAGUCAGAGCUAAAUAACUACAUGCCGGCCUUCCUGGAUGACCCAGAGGAGAACAGUCUGCAGAGACCGAAGAUUGAGGACGUCCUGCAUACGCUGACGGGAGCCAUGUCCCUGCUGCGCCGCUGCAGGGUCAACGCCGCGCUGACCAUCCAGCUCUUCUCGCAGCUCUUCCACUUCCUCAACAUGUGGCUGUUCAACAGGCUGGUGAUGGACCCCGAGUCGGGGCUGUGCUCCCACUACUGGGGCGCCAUCAUCCGGCAGCAGCUCGGCCACGUGGAGGCCUGGGCUGAGAAGCAGGGCCUGGAGCUGGCCGCCGACUGCCACCUGAGCAGAAUCGUGCAGGCUACCACCUUGCUCACCAUGGACAAGUACUCCCCCGAGGACAUUCCAAACAUCAACAGUACCUGCUUCAAGCUGAAUUCACUGCAGCUGCAGGCCCUGCUGCAGAACUACCACUGUGCCCCCGACGAGCCCUUCAUCCCCACGGACCUGAUUGAAAGUGUGGUGGCGGUGGCGGAGAACACGGCGGACGAGCUGGCCCGCAGUGACGGCCGGGAGGUGCAGCUGGAGGAGGACCCCGACCUGCAGCUGCCCUUCCUGCUGCCCGAGGACGGCUAUUCCUGCGACGUGGUCAGGAACAUUCCCAACGGUCUGCAGGAGUUCCUGGACCCUCUGUGCCAGCGAGGAUUCUGCAGGUUGAUCCCUCACGCACGGUCGCCGGGGACUUGGACCAUCUACUUUGAAGGUGCAGAUUACGAGAGUCACCUUUCUCGAGAGAGCACAGAACUGACUCAGCCUCUGAGGAAAGAGCCCGAGAUCAUCACGGUGACGCUCAAGAAGCAGAACGGGAUGGGCCUCAGCAUCGUGGCAGCCAAGGGGGCCGGCCAGGACAAGCUCGGCAUCUACGUCAAGUCGGUCGUCAGAGGCGGCGCCGCAGACGUGGACGGACGGCUGGCGGCGGGGGACCAGCUGCUCAGCGUGGACGGACGGAGCCUGGUGGGACUCUCUCAGGAAAGGGCCGCGGAGCUCAUGACCAGAACCGGUUCUGUGGUGACACUGGAAGUGGCCAAGCAGGGCGCCAUCUACCACGGCCUCGCCACCCUGCUCAACCAGCCGUCCCCGAUGAUGCAGAGAGUUUCAGAGCGGCGCGGCUCAGGGAAGCCCCGGCCGAAGAGCGAAGGCUUCGAGCUCUACAACAGCUCGGCUCCCAGCGGCUCCCCCGAGAGCCCUCAGCUGCCCUGGGCCGAGUACGGCGAGCCCAAGAAGCUGCCCGGCGACGAGCGCCUGACGAAGAACAGAGCCGACCACCGCUCCAGCCCCAACGUCGCGAACCAGCCGCCCAGCCCUGGUGGGAAGAACGUGUACGCCACGGGCACAGCAGCCAAGAUCACGUCUGUGUCCACGGGAAACCUGUGCUCUGAGGAGCAGAGCCCUCCCGCCAGGCCGGAGGCCUACCCCAUCCCCACGCAGACCUACCCCACGGAGUACUUCACCUUCCCCGCCUCCAAGUCCCAGGACCGGAUGGGCCCCCCGCACAGCCAGUGGCCGAGCUACGAGGACCCGGCCUUCCCGCACACCGACGGUGGCCACCCCGGCAUCAUGCUCCAGCGGGCCACCCGGUCGCAGGAGGAGCUGCGGGAAGACUCUGCCUACGUGCUGGAGCGGCAGCAGCUGGAGGCGGCCCUGGAGCGCAAGGCCGACGGCAACCUGUGGCUCCACCAGAGCCCGUCGCUGGGCUCCAGUGCCUCCAGCCAGGAGCAGCUGGACCCGGGCUCCAAGGCGGGCACCCCGGCCUCCACGCUCACCAAGAGCGGCCCGGGCCGCUGGAAGACCCCGGCCCCCGUGCCCGCCCUGCGGACCGACCCGCCCCCGCCGCCCCCCGCCCGCUACGCCGGGGACCCCGACGCCUCACCUGCGGAGCCGCCGCCCGUGGCUGCCGAGCGCAGGAAGCGGGAGGAGCAGCAGCGCUGGUACGAGAAGGAGAAGGCGCGGCUGGAGGAGGAGCGCGAGCGCAGGCGGCGGGAGCAGGAGCGCAAGCUGGGCCAGGCCCGCGCGCCCCCCGCGCCCCCCGUGCGCCCCGACAAACCCGCUGCCGCCGCGCCCCCGCGCGCGCCCGACACCGUCAUCCGAGAGCUGCGGCCGCAGCAGCAGCCCCGCACCAUCGAGCGCCGCGACCUGCGCUACGUCACAGCGGGCUCGGGCAGGGAGGAGCCCACGGCCGGCGACAGCCUGUCCCCCGACCCCUGGAAGCGCGAUGCGCGCGAGAAGCUGGAGAAGCAGCAGCAGCUGCACGUGGUGGACAUGCUGAGCCGCGAGAUCCAGGAGCUGCAGGCCAAGGCCGAGCGCAGCGCCGAGGAGAGCGACCGGCUGCGCAAGCUCCUGCUCGAGUGGCAGUUCCAGAAGCGGCUGCAGGAGUCCAAGCAGAAGGACGAGGACGAUGACGACGAGGAGGAUGACGACGUGGACACCGUGCUGCUCAUGCAGCGCCUGGAGGCCGAGCGCAGAGCACGGCAGACUGCUGUGCCAGCAAUCUCUGUGCUAGAUUUGUUGCAGGAUGAGGAGCGGCGGCGGCAGCAGCAGCUGGAGGAGAUGCGGCAGCGGGAGGCGGAGGAGCGGGCGCGGCAGGAGGAGGAGCGGCGCCUGCAGGAGGAGGAGCGGAGCCGGCGCAGCGCCGAGGAGAAGAGGCGCCAGGAGGAAGGGUAUUACAGCCGCCUGGAGGCCGAGCGGCGCAGACAGCACGACGAGGCCGAGCGCCGCCUGCUGGAGCCCGAGGAGCCGGGGCUGGCCAGACCCCCCCUCCCGCGGGGCUACGAGCCCCCCGGCCCGGCCCCGGGCCCGCCCACCCCGCCGCAGCGCACCACCUCGUCCCUGCAGGCGCAGGCCCUGUCCCCCGACUCUCUGUACACCGCCAAGUUCGUGGCCUACACCGAGGAGGAGGAGGAGGAGGAGGACGGCGGCCCCGCAGGACCGAACUCAUUCACUGGAUCCACGGGGACACUUCUAGGUGCCCACGACGCUUCCCGGGACCCAAGAGAGAGACCGUCAAAUGGCCCCGACGCUGACGUCCCCGCCGGAGCGCCCGAGAACCUGCCGUUCAAGGAGCGCCAGCGCCUGUUCUCCCAGGGCCAGGACGUGUCCGACAAGGUGAAAGCCUCUCGGCGCCUGACAGAGCUGGAGAACGAGCUGAACACCAAGUGAGCGCGGAGAGACGCCGAGCCCGGACGCUGAGCCCUCCCGCUUCCUCUUCCUACCGUGGCAGGGUGGGGUCUAGACUCCAACCCCAAGAGAUUCUAUUCUAUUCUAUUUUCCCAAGAGGUGGUCACGUGUACGACUUAAAUACUGUCUGAUUUCUGUGUCGCCUGACUCCAAACAUGAAGACGGCUUUCUCCUUGUGACUUUUCCUGUUUCCGUCUGAGUUUGGAGCAGGGGGGGCGGGGGCAGCGCAGGGUCCUGAGAGGCUUCUCAGCUCCCCCCAUGGGGCACAGAGAAGUCCAGGUCUAAUCUUUCCUGAAGAUUCUAUUUUCACUUCCAAGCAGAGCAGAGCUUGGCCUUUCAGACGAUGGUUUGCACUACUGGAGUCGGGCCCCUGUGCUCACAGCUCUGCCUUCAGUCCCCACAUCCCCAAGGCGUCCCCAAGACGUCCCCCCAGGGCGUCAGCGGUGGCCCUCCCUCCCUGUCUGGUCACAGAAAGCUCUAGGGGAAAAGUGAGCCUCAGGCAUAGAUCUGUCUUCCUGAGCGCCAGGUCUGCCGGACUAUGUAGGUCCCCAGGGAUCUUGACGUGGCAGCUGAGGCAGGAAGUCGGCUCCGGGUUUAAGCAUCUCAAAGAGGGCGCCGUGCAGGCGACUCUUGGCGCUCAGGUGCUCCCUGCACAGCAGUGAGGAUGCGGGGACAGUGGCCGAGGCCAGACGCGCCCAGACACCCAGGGCCCAGCUCUCCUGCGUCUGGCUGUGUGGGCAGCUGUUUGGGCCCCUGUGGGGACUCCUUGGUGACGCUGUGACUCGGGGCUGGACUGGAGCGGGGCUGCCCGCACCCUGUGUGAGGGUCAGAGGGCGAAUGACCAUGGCAGGGUGGGGGUGGGGAGCUGGAGCCAGUGCCAGGUGACGGGCGAUUACAGGGACACCCCUCCGUCACCCCUCCGUCACCGAGGCCUUAUUUGAAAGUAAACUUCUCACCCUGCCCGAAUGGAACCCAUGGGGCCAGGUGCAUAUGAAGAACGUGCUUGUCCCUUGUUCCUCGACCCUCGUCCCUGAGCUCAGGGAGGCCCCUUGCCCCAACCCCCCCCCCCCCCCCCCCCGUGACACUUGGAGAAGCCGCAGGGCUGUGGCGUGGGGGACGGGCCCCAGAGGCAUGUGCCCUCCUCUCCCCGCGCCCCGCGGACACCAGCUGCUAUAGCCGCCCGUUUCUGCUGUACUGAAUCGCCUGUUUAUUUUGAAUAAAGUUUGUAUGUAUUUAAGUGA
Messenger RNA from Erinaceus europaeus (western European hedgehog), 6746 nucleotides. RefSeq names its product afadin, adherens junction formation factor (gene AFDN). Gene Ontology annotation, molecular function: cell adhesion molecule binding. Bases 100 to 5487 code for a protein of 1795 amino acids. Gene Ontology annotation, cellular component: adherens junction. The record is from RefSeq and is a predicted model, not a curated record. NCBI's taxonomy places the organism in Eukaryota, Metazoa, Chordata, Mammalia, Eulipotyphla, Erinaceidae. The transcript is spliced from 35 exons. Gene Ontology annotation, biological process: signal transduction; regulation of protein localization.